Sinocyclocheilus rhinocerous is the source of this 413-nucleotide messenger RNA. Its product is annotated as L-rhamnose-binding lectin CSL2-like. Gene Ontology annotation, molecular function: carbohydrate binding. The transcript is spliced from 5 exons. The coding region runs from base 99 to 413 and encodes 104 amino acids. The record is from RefSeq and is a predicted model, not a curated record. Lineage: Eukaryota; Metazoa; Chordata; Actinopteri; Cypriniformes; Cyprinidae.
UACAGAUGACAAUGGGUCUGUCUGUAUUAUAAAUACCAUGUGCAUGUGUCUUCUUCUUAAGAGAAGUCUAGAGUUUUCCUUCUGUUCACACAUUCAACAUGUUGGUGCAAAAGCUAAGCUGGAUCAUUUUGCUGCUCUUUCUGUGUCAGCAUGGAAUAGAAGCAAAAAGAACAGUGGCCUGUGAAGGAGGAUUUGUGCACCUCCGCUGUGAUUUGGGAUUCAUAAAGGUUGUUGAAGCCAACUAUGGGCUGACUGAUUGCACAACAUGUGCUAGUGGGAGACCAGCUAAUCAGAUUUCGAAUACGCACUGCUUCCAAGAAACAUCCCUCUCUACGUUGUCCACUCGUUGUAACGGAAGAAACAGCUGUUCUGUUACUGCAGUGAACUCAGUGAACUGCAGUAUAAAUACCUGA